AUGGAGGUUUGCAAGAAAGAUGAGUGCGCGACGUUAUGGAACACCAUGGAUCUUUUCACCAACUUGCUUGACACCCACGCCAAAGUGAUGAAGGCAGAGCAGAGCCUGUCCAUCGAAACCUUUUCUGAUGCCGCGCGAUCUAUGCACACAUUGACCCAGUCAAAGGCCAUUCCAGAAUUGCGCCUGACCUUCAAUGACACUGACACUGAAGGCAAUGUUUGCAAGUGCGCAUCCUUAUUGGUCAAGCUUUUUGACAUGCCAAGCAAGAAUGACCUGCAGGUCGCUUGGAUGAAGAUCCUUUUGCGGGAGGGAAAAUUUGAUGCCGUGAAGACAAUGGAUUCCGUUUGCAAGGCCCUCUUGGAUUCCCAGGCAUCUUCUUUCCUUCGUGCUAUGACCGUGAUGCUUUCGUUGCAAGAGGGAAAGGCAGCCGAGACCCUGGAUGUUCAAACACAAGCUGGCCGCAAAGAGGCAAUCACGCAGUACGCGCAAAUUGCCACCUUCAACCUGCAAGAGAUCCCUUCCGAUGUGAAUGGAUUGGGUGAUUGCGCCAAAUUGAUCGAGACUGUGGUCAAAGCGGCAGAGGACGCAUUAGGUGUGAUCGCCGACGGAUUGUCUGCAGAGAAGGAGCAAGUUCAAGCCACAUACAAGAAAUAUCAGCCUAUCGUGCAGGGCGUGAUGGACUGGGAUGAGGCCAAGCCUUCGAUUGCUAAAUUGUGA
Durusdinium trenchii is the source of this 717-nucleotide messenger RNA. NCBI's taxonomy places the organism in Eukaryota, Dinophyceae, Suessiales, Symbiodiniaceae. The record is from the annotation of a GenBank genome assembly.